This is a messenger RNA of Aspergillus calidoustus, 1538 nucleotides long. NCBI's taxonomy places the organism in Eukaryota, Fungi, Ascomycota, Eurotiomycetes, Eurotiales, Aspergillaceae. The record is from the annotation of a GenBank genome assembly.
CGAGCUCCUCAUUUCCCCCGCUUCUUGCUUAUGCCCUGCCUUCACCCACAAUGUAUCAACUCACGGACUGGGAUCUAGACGAAAAGGUAGACGACGACGACAAUCCAGCAAUUCGUGCAGCCGCAAAUCCCAACUCCGCGGUGCUCGAAGCUCUGUUGGCAUAUUACAAAUCUCGCUGCGACGAUAAAAGUCUCAAUGACUACGAACAGAGAUUAAUUACCAGAUGUUCUCCCAGCCCGACCAUAGCGUUUCGUUCACCGAUCAAAGCCGCCAUCAGCAUCAACUCCGCCGAGAAUCUCCGACUUCUCCUGGCUGCGGGUGCGGAUCCUGAUGGUAUCCUCCGCUGGGAAGCCGCAGAUUACUCAGUCCGAUUCAUACGCGGUCGUUAUUAUUCAGACAAUUUUAAAUAUUACGCACACUGUGAUGCACGGUCCGUUGUCCUGGCAAAGGCGCGAGAGCAUGGGAUUGUUCACCCCGUCUGCCCGUUGACCGAAGGCGAGCUGGAUGAGAGGCGCCGCUGGUUUCCCAUGUUCUGGACCGAGUGGUUCGUCCCCGGUCGGAGCUUGCGGAAGGGGAGGGCUUGGACGGCUCUUGAGGAAGCCGCGGGGUAUGGACGACCGGAGCUUUUCGAUCUUCUUCGAGCUGCAGGCGCCGACGAGUCUGCGUGGGUGCAGCAGUCCGAGUCCGACGAUCCUGAAUCGUGGAACUUUGACGAGAGCGCUCCGGUUUCUUUUCUGACGACGAGCUCGCCUCUCCAUGAAGCCCUGUACUGGGGUGAACAGGCGAUGGUCCGGCAUCUGCUUUCUACGUGUGGGCAUUCGCCCAACUACCGACCUCGAGCAGCCCCUACCAUGGCUCUCCCACCCCUCUCCCACAUCCUUGUACGCUGCGACCUUGAUGACGAGAACGUCCAUAAUUGCCUGGUAGACCUUCUCGCACAUCCACGACUGGACCUUAAUCUCCGCACUCCCGUCUUCGGCAUCCACCCACUGCACUUUGCCACUGCCCACCACAACCCCAAGCUCCUCACUUGGCUAGCAGGGUUCAUCCCCGGUGGGCUUGCCGCGGCGCGGACUACGGCGCUAGGCCACACGCUGCUCCAUAUCGCCUGUCUGCCACUAAUUCCUAAUCAGAUUGUUGCCAAGAACCCAAAUGUGCUCAAGAGCAUCCACUGCAUACGCACAGUCGACUACCGCUGGCACCCCCGAGCCAAGCUCCUCCCAAGUCCCACCUGUGGGGAGGUUGCCACCGCAGAGGAAAUCGCGUCCAUUGAUCCCCAGCCGUUGACCGUCGCCGAGCAACAGGCGCAGCUGGCGACUAUCAGGGUGCUGAUAGAAGCGAGGCAAGGACAAGAAGAAGUGGCCGACGUCAGGGCAAAGGAUGUCGACGGCAACACUGCGUUACACUACCUGGCUGGAACAUUGAACACGUCAGAUGAAACUAUCGAGUUGGUUCGGGGGUUGGAGGGAGGUGAAGAGGCUUGGUGGGAGGCGAAGAAUCAUUGGGGCUUGACACCGAGCCAGCUUUGGGGCGAGUGA